This is a messenger RNA of Trachemys scripta elegans, 2971 nucleotides long. It is a transcript of the gene RNF32, whose product is annotated as ring finger protein 32. The record is from RefSeq and is a predicted model, not a curated record. Bases 270 to 1439 code for a protein of 389 amino acids. Gene Ontology annotation, molecular function: protein binding. The transcript has 9 exons. Lineage: Eukaryota; Metazoa; Chordata; Testudines; Emydidae.
AAUCUUCCGGUUUGGCUUCAGUGGCCUCCGGGAGAUAGAGCCUGAUUCCAAGAGACUCCUGGCAAAACUGGGAGGGUUGGCAACCUAUAUCGAAGCACAGAGUACAGUUCAGGGGUGGAGAAAUAUACCUGAAAGUCAUCAUGCAAAGAGAGAAUUCAACUCAGUGAGCAGCUGAAUUCAGCCAAGGAUAGGAACAAGAGGAGAAGGCUCAGAACAGAGACCUAAGAACUACAAGAUAUUACAAAAUAUGCUGUCAAUUGUCCCUAUCAAUGGAGCAUCAUUAUUCUGUUUUGAAGACAAGUAGUUCAUCAAUGACUUCAGUUCACAAUUCUAAAAACAAUUACAAGGGCAGUUCCUCCAAACAAGAUACUUUAGCUGUUACUGCAGUUGCUUUACAAGAUCAUAUUUUACAUAACCUUCAGCUCCAGGAUCUUUCAUUAUCAGAUCCUUUCAAGUCAAAGUUAAGGAAUAAAAAGAACAUUUACAAACCUGUGAACAAAGAGAUGGUCAGAGCAGUAGUAGAUACUGGACUAAGAAAAAAGAGAAUUCUCCACACAAAAAAGGAAGAUCCAGAAAAAGAAUAUGUCCUUGAUCCUAAUCCUCCACAAUUAACGUUAGCUCAGAAAUUGGGCUUAGUUGAGCCUCCUUCCUUGCCACUAACAGCAGAAGAGUGGGAUAAAGUAAAGCAAAGAUCUAUAAAACAGGGAGAUUCUGUUCAACCUUGUGCAAUAUGUAGGGAAGAAUUUGCACUUCAACCACAGGUGCUGCUUUCAUGUUCCCAUGUAUUUCACAGAGCAUGCCUGAAAGCUUUUGAAAAGUUUGCAGGUAAAAAGACCUGUCCUUUGUGUAGAAAGAAGCAGUAUCAGACCAGAGUAAUACAUGAUGGGGCGCGUCUCUUUAAAAUAAAGUGUAUUACGAGAAUCCAAGCUUGCUGGAGAGGGUAUAUUGUUAGAAAAUGGUAUAAAAAUUUGAGAAAAACAGUACCUCCGCAAGAUAGCAAAUUAAGAAAAAAAUUCUUUGAAGCAAAGUUUCAGGAGAUCAGCAAUCGGUUAUUGAGUUCUUAUGACACAAACAUAGAUGAGUUUUUUUCUGAAAUUGAUUCUUCUAUAGCUGCAAGUCGAAAUGUGCUUCAACAGUUGGAGGAAAAGUUUGCCCCGUUAAUAAGCGAAACGGAAUGGGAGAAAAUACAGAUGCAGGCAUUUCGGCAAGAGAUAUUUGACUGCCCUAUUUGCAUUAUGCCACUCUGUCAUAUCAUUCAUCCUCCAAAUGUCUUUUCUGAGAACAGCAAUAAUCGGUAUUCUCGCCAGACUGUUCUGCUCUCUUGUUCACAUAUGUUUCAUCAGACUUGUCUUCAAGCAUUUGAAGAGUUUUCCUUGGGAGAAAGACUUGUUUGUCCUUUAUGUCGCUCUUGUUAUCAAAAGAAAAUUCUUGAAUGUUGAUGUAAACAGUCCAGAAUGAGCUGCAUGAUAGAAUUUUUAAUUGGUUUAAUGAUAGACAACCUCACAGAUUAGAUCCUUGUAAGGUCCAAUGUGAGAAAAAACACUUCUCUAUGGAUGCUGAUGCUCAUAUUAUAGAAAUAAAAGUUAAAUGGGCAUUGUGUUACCAUUUCUCUGACUUGUUGCUUCUCCUUGCUCUCCACAUUCUUACCUGUCUUCUACUCUCUUUGCUUUGCCUUAUGUUCUGUUUUCCUUCCCUGGUCGUCUCCUUUCUUUAACUUCCUCCCUCUCAGAGACAUACUACCCUCUCCAUCUCCUUCACAUCCCAGGAUCCUUUCCCUGAGAACUCUUCCCUUUGACUCCUUUCUUCAUUCAGUGGAUUCCAUCUACAUACUCCCCAGUGGAGUUACUCAUGUUGAACACCAGGAAAAGGUAGAUUCCCUUGAUAGCAGCUCCCAGGCAGUUGCAAAUGCCACUGAUGAGUGUGGAAGGAGAUGCAUUACCUCAGCUCCUUUUAGUAGCUGAAUGCAGCUGGGCUGGCUCCUCUCCUUUAAUGGCUGGAAGCCACCUUACAAGUAGUGCAAAUUAGCCCUAAAGCAAAUGUGGCUGAGCGGUCCCCAUAAAGGAACAAAAUGGUUCAGGAACUUGUCAUGACAGUGGGACCAACUAAUAUUGUCUAGGUUUAGAAGAGACCAAAAUGCAUUUAAAACCUUUCAGUUGUGGACUGUUACUCUUGAACUUUGAGUUAAGGCCUAAAAUCCCUUGAUCAAUGUCAUGCACCCAGGAGAGCCUGAAAGCUAAACUUUUGUUAAAAUGUUUCAGAUGCUUUAGGAAACUGACUCACAAUGCCGAAAAUGCUUGUAGACUGCCCAUAUUUAAAUUAGAAUUGUUUCAUGUCAAAGAUUACCGAAAACUACUAUUGAUAGCCUGUGUAUUUUUCCAUUAACUAAAAACUAAGAUUAGGAUACAGGCAUGUAAAAGGUACGGGUUUGCUUUUUGAUGGUUUUGCUAUAUGUUUGACCUUUGCUUUAUUUGUGCUCCAUGUUUUGGUCCAAAGGGUGUAACGCCUACUGAACCUAUCAGGAUCUCUGCAACUCCCCUAUGAGACCCUGAACUUCAACAAAUGUGCUGACGCUCUCAAGCUCUUUACACACAUUAAGCCCCCUCCUACAAUGAGGUGGCCUACAUAUAUUCUAGAGGAGUAAAUUGUGAGGCAUGGAGAAACAUCUUACAAAGACUCAAAAGUCCAUUGUUUAUUUUUAAUACAAAUGUUGACAAAAAAAGCACAUUGUAAAUCAAUCACAGUUUGACUUUAUUGAAAACAGAGUUUAAAAAAAUCUUGCUAAAAACACACAAAUUGUGACAUUUCAAAUAAAGCAAAAAGAUACCAAAUCUUCUCCUUUUCACUACUGCAUUGUGAAAUUCAAACCAUCUAAAAAGGCAGUUUUCAUAUAGUUUUGUAACACUGCAAGGUAACCACAAUUGAAAAUUUUAUAAAGCACACAUUUUCAGAUGACCUAAAUUAAAUAUACCUC